Molecule: messenger RNA, 642 nt
Organism: Didymodactylos carnosus
Lineage: Eukaryota; Metazoa; Rotifera; Eurotatoria; Philodinida; Philodinidae
Source: the annotation of a GenBank genome assembly
AUGCAAACUGUAGUAUGUGCGGAUAUGCAAAGGGAAAAAGCAAACAAAGUUUUUGAUCGACGUUUGAAAGAAAACAUUAAUGGACCAAAAGGACUCAACUCGCAAUUUAGACUAGAAUUACAACGUUUACGAAGAGAUGAACGUUUAAUUGGAAGUCAAUUACAACAUUUAAAUCUAGACAUGUGUAGAAUUGCAGCAAGUUCAUAUCGAAAUAGUGUAAAAAAGGCUUUAUCGAACAACGCUACAGAACUUUCAUCGUCUUCGUUUACAACACCAAAGAUCAUUCCUUUACAAUUACAUCGUCAACAAUCAAAAUCACGAUUAUCAAUCAAAAAACACAAAUACAUAAGUAAAUUUGAACAGACAGAAUUGUCGACAAAUUUUAGCCUAUUACCAUCUGUUAUUACAUCGUUUUGGAAUGAUGAACAAAAACAACAUAAAUCAAAAUUUUUUCUUCUCAAUGAGUUUCCACAAAUUGAAUCCUUUGAAGAAGGGAAAUUAUUAAUGAAUCGUAUAGCUAUGAAACAACAACAGCAACAACGAUCAGCAGUAGAAAUAAAUCUUAAUCUAAGUAGUAUUCAGAAAAAAGGAUAUCAUUUAGCCAAAAAAUUACAAAAUACGAAAUGUGCUGUUUAUGCAUAA